This is a messenger RNA of Cooperia oncophora, 831 nucleotides long. The record is from the annotation of a GenBank genome assembly. Lineage: Eukaryota; Metazoa; Nematoda; Chromadorea; Rhabditida; Trichostrongylidae.
AUGACUCUUUAUGGGAGGUCUUCUAGGGUGUUCGUCAAUCGCUCACUUCGUAUGGAGAAAAUCAACUAUUUCGGGUUCGAUAUGGAUUAUACUCUUGUCCAGUAUAAAUCACCUGAUCUCGAAAUCCUAGCUUUUGAACUUGCUGUGGAGCGUCUUAUUGCUAUCGGGUACCCGGAAGAAAUUCGAAAGUUCAAAUAUGAUCCAAUCUUUCCGGUUCGAGGUCUUUGGUUCGAUUACGCCUAUGGCAAUUUGCUGAAAGUUGAUGGUUUUGGAAAUAUCUUGGUUGGCAUGCACGGGUUCAAAUUCCUGAAGACGUCAGAAAUUGAAGAAAUCUAUCCGAACAAGUAUCUUCAGUUGUCUGAAUCGCGAGUAUUCGUGCUGAAUACGCUUUUCAAUUUGCCCGAAACACAUCUGCUAGCCUAUCUCAUCGACUUUUUCGACAGCCAUCCCGACUAUACGGCGCUCGAGGAUAAGACCGGAGUUCGAGGUGGCGAUGUGUUGAUGUCAUACAAGUCCAUAUUCCAUGAUUGUCGAAGUGCUUUGGACUGGGUUCAUCUCGAGAGCGACAUGAAGGAGAUGAUUAUGCAAAACAUGGAGAAGUAUGUGGUCCGUGAAGAACGUGCACGUAUAUUGCUUCAGCAAUUACGUGAAGCUGGACGACAGACAUUUUUGCUUACAAACAGUGACUAUAGAUAUACAGAUAGAAUGAUGUCAUUUGUUCUGGGCGAUGACUGGCGAUCGUUCUUCAAUAUUACCGUAGUGGAUGCUAAAAAACCGAUGUGGUUUGCUGAAGGAACGGUCUUCCGCAAGGUAGGUUUAGAUUCUGCCUAA